Messenger RNA from Olea europaea var. sylvestris, 1077 nucleotides. Its product is annotated as UBX domain-containing protein 6-like. Lineage: Eukaryota; Viridiplantae; Streptophyta; Magnoliopsida; Lamiales; Oleaceae. The record is from RefSeq and is a predicted model, not a curated record. Bases 1 to 819 code for a protein of 272 amino acids. The transcript has 9 exons.
AUGGAUGAAUUGUUUUCUCUAACCUGCUGCCUGCAGGAUCCAGUAAACAUUGAAAUUGAAGAAAUCGACCCCCGUCUCAUUUCCGAAGAAGUGAAGUUGUGCGCACAGGAAUUAAGAAAUCGAUCACGUAAAAAGAAAGCAGAGGAAAAGAAGAAAUUUGAAAGUGAAAGGGAGAAGGAGAGGAUUAGGGUAGGUAAAGAACUGUUAGAGGCAAAGGAAAUGGCAGAAGAACGUGAAAGAAAACGUUUUUUGGCCCAAAGGAAAGCUGAGAAAGAGGAAGAGAGAAGAGCAAGGGAGAAAAUUCGUCAGAAACUUCAGCAGGAUAAGGCGGAAAGAAGGGUGGGACUAGGAUUGCCCAGGGAAGCUGUGGAAGGUGCUACAUCUACAAUACCUGCCACAUCAUUGUUGCAAGGAACAAGGAACUCAUCGACAUAUGACUCUGUUGUAUUGCCUGUUAAGCCUGCUGAAAAAGCGGAACUCCUGAGAGAAUGCUUAAGAACUCUGAAGCGCCAUAACAAGGAGGACAAUACAGUGACAAGGGCAUUCCGAACUCUCUUGAUUUAUGUCAGAAAUGUUGUGAAGAAUCCUGAAGAAGGAAAGUUCAGAAAGAUUAGAAUCAGCAACCCGGCGUUCCAGGAUCGCGUUGGAAAAUUCCGGGAUGCUAUCAAGUUUCUUGAACUCUGUGGAUUCGAGAGAGUUGAGGGAGGCAACUUUUUGUUUCUACCAAGAGAAAAGAUUGACAUGGGGGUGCUGAAAGUAGCUGGAGCUGAGUUGCAGAAUGCUAUAACAAAUCCUUUCUUUGGACUUCUAUCAAGAUAAGUCGCCAUUAAGUUUUCUUCGAGAAUUGACAGCUCGAUGGAUGUACCUCAAAUUGAUUUGAAUCCUUGGUGUUGAAGAACUAGAUAACACUGCAAGAUUGUUCAUUUAUUGAUUUUUCACUAUUGUCUCUCUUACUAUUCAUGGGUCUUACAGAUUUCGAAUGGAAAAUGAAAUUAUUUGCAAAAAUGGGGCUCAAACUCACGCUUGUAUAUACAUAAUUACAUUUAUAUAAACAAAGCAUGAAAUAAUUGACUAUCA